UUAACCCAGGGCCACCAUACACCUGAAAAAGUUUUUUGUCAGCUCGGGAGGCUGUGGUGUCAAAGCGACCUGCGGAGUUGUUCUUUAGAAUGAGUCGGUUGAAGUCUGUAGAGGUCGACGUUUUUAGUAAACAAUGAAGCCUUUUCUAACAUAUGUGAUUUGUAGUGUGUCUGUCCUGCUCCUCAAACCCACAGCAGCGUACCCACGGUCUGGUCUUGAGCUGGGAGGCAGCAGAGCACGGCGGCACACCACCUGCAGAGAAGACCAGUACCAACACGGCGGCCUCUGCUGUUUGAAAUGUGAAGCUGGUAAAUAUGUGAAAUCCCCCUGCACCAAACCUGAAACGAAGGGGCAGUGUGAGGAAUGUGACUACAACACGUACAUCGAGCAUGAAAACAACCUGAACCGAUGCUUCACGUGUAAACAGUGUCGCUCAGAUCAGGAAAUUGUAAGGCCAUGCACUCACACUCAAGAUACUACAUGUCAGUGCAAAUCGGGGAGAUUUUGCCAUAUUGACCAAGCAUGUGAAGUGUGCAAGAAGUGUUCAAGGUGUGCAGAGGAUGAAGUGAUUGUGAGAAACUGCACAUCAACCACCAACACAGAGUGCAAGAAGAUCCAGAACAAAUCUGACUCUGCGCCAGUGAUUGCUGUGGUGGUUGUGUCGUUUAUCGUGCUUCUUGCUGGAAUAAUCGUUGUAUUUGUCUGCAAGAAGAAACUUCCAACAGACUGUCUGAGAAAUCGACCUGACAGGAUCAAAGUGGAAGAGGACAUCCAAACCGCUGAAGAUGAAGAAACUCAAAGGUCAAUCACCACAAAUCUGAUCCUGCCCCAGCAUCUGGUGAGAGCCAAAUCCUCCAGUGUUGCUGAGGAUAAGCGUAAAAUUCUCAGCGAAAGCCUCAGCAGCUCAGCUAGUAACUCCCAGCACAGUCUAACUGGCCUGCUCACACCUGCUUCCCAAGCCAGCCCCGUGGUCCCAGACCAGCACCACAGGAGGGAAGAUGAGCCACUUGCCAAGCUUGUUCCUGUGAAUGAUGACGAGUCUCUCAAGAGAUGCUUUGACCUCUUUGAAGAACUAGACGUGGACUAUCACAAGAGGUUUUUCCGUCAACUUGAAAUUAGUGACAACAUCAUCAAAAGCAAAGAGAGCCUUCCCUAUGAAGACAGGAUCCAUGAACUGUUAAAUUUUUGGGUGGAGAAAGAAGGCAAAGGGGCCAGCUUAAACGCCCUGCUGCAGGCUUUGAUUGUCCUGAACCAAAGGCGAACAGCUGAGAUAAUCCACCAGAAGGCUUUGGACAGCGGUCAUUACCAUUUGCCAAUGUAAAUGAUUUGGGAUUCAACCAAAAAAACAAGUGCAUGGUAAAGUUUGGAAACAUUGCAUGGCAUUAACUUGCACUGUGGUCUCUCAGUGCAAAAAGCCAGCCUGCUCAGGGCUUCUAUGAGUAACUUCUGAGUUGUCUUGUUCACUGGUGGCCUCAGCAGCUGGCAGCACUCCUGCCUUUGGUUUGAUUUGAGCAGGAAAUCUAUUCUAUCAAAAGGAGAACAAAGAUUAAUUCUCUGAUAAACAUUGUAUGGCUGGAGAUCCUUUGUUUCUUUCUCAACCAGUAUCGGUCAGAGUAGGACCCGAACAAACUCAGUGUACGUCAUACUGAAGCUGCUGCUGUUUGAGUCAGUGCACCUUGCUGGAUUGUAGUACUGUGCUCAAAAGCAGGCUCUUGUUGAGUUCAAUCUGCCUAGAUCGCAUGCUUUCUUCACCUUACACUCCAGAGUGUCCAGAUUCAGUUUUCUCAUCUGAGCCAUGAGUUUCUGUCAGCUCCACGGAGUGUUAUGUAGUAUUUCAUUUGUAUUAACAAAGACUGUUUGUUUUUUUUCUCUCAGGGAAAAUUGCUUUUUCGAACAUAUUUAUUGCAAUGUAACCCUGACCUGAAAAAUUGCUGUCUUUUAUUUUUGCUGAUCUGUGAGCAGCAGCUCAUAUCAAAAUCCGACUGUCAAGGGAUCAGUCGAGUUAAAGAAUAUAUGUUAAGUUAUUAUAGUAGAGCAUUUUAUAAUUGUAUUUAAGGAUCUCUGUUGCCAUGUUGUUGUUGAUUCAGUGUUGUUGUGAUCAUGGGUAAGUCUGUUUAAAGCACCAUAUCUUUUUCUUUUUUCUUCUCCUCUCAUUUCUGUUGUGCUUCUGGUUUAUUGUUACAUCUCCUAUAACCUUGAUCACAACAGCAACAUCUUGGAGGUUUACAAAACCAUAUUUUCUAUGGAGGUCUGCUUAUGUGCUUCACUGUACGUAUCUCACUGUAUCUGUGUGUUAAACCCUGAAAGUAAAUUGAGAAUGAAUUGUAUGAAAGGGGAGUUGUGUACUUUUCUGCCUUUUCUAGAUGUAAUUCACACCGUUACUUUAUACUUCCAUGCUUUGCUUGCUGUUUUUGUAGCAUGUUUGCAGCUGUAAGAAUUAAACUUUCACACAUUUUUAUGAAA
Messenger RNA from Archocentrus centrarchus (flier cichlid), 2463 nucleotides. RefSeq names its product tumor necrosis factor receptor superfamily member 6-like. The coding region runs from base 134 to 1321 and encodes 395 amino acids. Gene Ontology annotation, cellular component: cell surface; plasma membrane. Gene Ontology annotation, molecular function: protein binding. Gene Ontology annotation, biological process: positive regulation of apoptotic process; TRAIL-activated apoptotic signaling pathway. The record is from RefSeq and is a predicted model, not a curated record. Lineage: Eukaryota; Metazoa; Chordata; Actinopteri; Cichliformes; Cichlidae. The transcript has 10 exons.